This is a messenger RNA of Perca fluviatilis (European perch), 1613 nucleotides long. It is a transcript of the gene ptges, whose product is annotated as prostaglandin E synthase. NCBI's taxonomy places the organism in Eukaryota, Metazoa, Chordata, Actinopteri, Perciformes, Percidae. The record is from RefSeq and is a predicted model, not a curated record. The transcript is spliced from 3 exons. Gene Ontology annotation, molecular function: prostaglandin-E synthase activity. Gene Ontology annotation, cellular component: membrane. Gene Ontology annotation, biological process: prostaglandin biosynthetic process. The coding region runs from base 278 to 727 and encodes 149 amino acids.
AUUGUAGCCUCGGGGAACCAAUUUUCGCGUGCCAAGGUUUCAGUAUUCAGUCUGGAAUUCACAGAAUUGUGAAUGAAACAUUCCGUGUUCCGUUUAACUUGUCAUCGUCGUUUUGUGUGAGUGGGAGGGAGGCAAUACAAUCAUCGCCGAGUGUACAAAAAGCCUCCACCCUCGGGCUCACUGUCACUUUUUAACAGCUUUACGCACACACGCACCAAUCUCAGAGUUCGUCUUCCGUUUCAACACAGCUCAGUUUAGAUAACUAAAACAAAAAACCAUGGCAGACCUUAUAAGAAAUGAAGUUUUCUCCUGUUUUGUUUUCUACGGCGUGCUUCUGGUGAUAAAAAUGUACAUUGUAGCAAUAAUAACGGGACAAGUGAGGCUGCGCAAAAAGGCUUUUGCCAACCCCGAGGACGCGCUGAGACACGGAGGUUUACAGUAUCACAGACAGGAUCCAUAUGUGGAAAGAUGCCGGAGAGCUCAUGUUAACGACAUGGAGAACAUCCUCCCCUUUCUCUUCCUGGCUGCUAUCUACUCCAUGACUGGACCCUCACUGGCUGUGGCCCGCAUUCACUUUCUGGUCUUCUUCAUGGCCCGUGUGCUGCACACCAUUGCCUACCUAUUUGCCCUGCGUGCACCGACACGCUCUCUGGCCUACACCGUUGCCCAGAUACCUUGUAUCUCUAUGGCUGUGCAGAUCCUAAUAGCAGUCGCAGCGUAUGCCUGAAUAUCCAAAAAUUAGACUGAACUAGCUGUUCUUGCUGUAAAGAUGCCGAUUACAAUCUGUUACCUGUGUCAGAAAAAGCAGGAGGAUGAUACCGGAGAGGGGAGGGAGAGCAUAAAAGACAAAAAUGUCAGUGAGAGUGCAAUAUAAGGUGUGUAAUUACACCACAGCCUGUUUUUUUGAGACUUUGUCAGUAUUGUUAUUGUUGUAUUUAAUGUUGAAAUGUGAGAGUGCCCUGAAAGUUAUUUGAAGUUGACAUCCUGUACUGUACUAUUUAAAAAUGCAAAUGAAAGUUGUGGCUCGUAUAUAUGUCUUUUUAACCAGUUUUUGUUGAAAUUACCUGAUGGAAUUUAAAAAUCUCUGAUGUACAGUUGUAGGUAUUUAGUUUAGGCCACUUUGGAUAUUUUCCAGCACUGCACUGUACGUUCAUCCCUGCACUGCUUUUGUGUUUACACACAACACAGACCACCAUUUAUGUGGUGUUGUAUCCUCUGUGGCUUCAUCUGUUUCCUGUGUGGUUAUUCCUUCUGUUGUGUUAACAUGUGUUUGCUUAUAUGUUCAGCAAAAGCAUAGUGGAUCCUGACAUGAUGAUGUGUUGAAAGACCACUCAGGGAAAUACAGUAUAAUGCUAUUAUUGUGUGAGUGAAACUGUCUCUCAAGUUAAGUCAAUUGUAAGGAAGACGAAAGGAAUCCUAACACUGAGUUUGGACUGAGAAUAAAUGUGGAAACAACCUGCAGAGAACAAAAAUGGUGAAAGAAUUUUAUCUGUGAAAAUGUAUUUGGAGGCUAUAGGUAUUGUAAUAAUUUAUUAUUCAAUUGAAUGUAUACAGUGAUGUAUUUGAACCCCUUAAUGUGUUUGUAGACAAUAAAACAAAUAACACAAACCCAA